GGAACACACAGUUCCAUCUAGUGACGUGAAGGGGUUACAUCAAACAUGGCUAUGAGAUUUGUGGUGUCAUUGGCUCUUGCAGCCAUCGUCCUAGCUGAUAAACAUCCUCAUCCUAGACCAUCCUAUCACCCCCAACCUUCCUACCAUCAACCAUCCUACCACCAGCCUUCCUACCAUCCGCAACCAUCCUACAAACACCACGAGCCUGCAGUGCCAGCCUGCGCCGCCAACACGACCAAACCCUGGUGCCUUGAAGAUGCCGAGUAUCCAACCUACGAGAUCAAACACGCAGCUGAAUACCACUACGAAAAGGUCUUGUCUGUUUACGCCGACGUAGCCGACCUCAACACAGCACUGUCUGUGAACCGACCCAAGACCCUGGCGGAGGAGACCUACCUCUGCCCCUCCGAGACCGCCUACGUCAGACCACUCCGCGCCGUCAACACCGAGGGCAAGUGGAGAGUCAUCGUCAACAACGUCGACGUCCACUACGAGACUCUCACCCAGACCACACGCGUCGAAGAGUGCCUAACCGGAGGCGACGCCUGCCCUCUGGUGCCCGAGUGCUACGACUCCAAGUGCCUGCAGAAGUCCAUCUACCACCGCUUCCUCGUCUACGACCCCUACGACCAGUACUUCCCCUUCGCCAUCGAGACCUUCAAACUGCCCGCAAGCUGCGCCUGCCUCUUGGGCGCCUUCACCAUCGACCACUAAGAAAGCCAUUGCGUCCACAAAUCUCUCGCCUCGAAUGAAUGACCAAAUGCAAGUCAAGGACCUCACCUACUCUUUGUGAAUCUUACGUCUUCUCUCGCCAUCUUUAACAAGACCUGAGAGCACAAGCGGGUUAUACAAAACUCUACAGCAACUCUUAUAUUUCUCCUGAAGGUUGCUUAGAUCCCAAGGGUCCUCUGGCAUGACGCCGAGAAGAACUUGCCGCGCUGGUUGACCGAAAGGUUCCUGCGCAUAGUUUUUCACCCAAAUUAGUCAAAAAGAACCUGAAACAAACGUGAAAGAAAGCAGUUCUCUAGUCAUCUCACUGUGAUAGUCUAAAUAACUUCAGUGCAUUAUUUAUGAAUCGAAAGUUGUAUUUAUCAAACGUAACUUCAGAAUUCGCAACUCGCGUGGAACUAAUAAAAAAGCAAAUCGAA
Molecule: messenger RNA, 1148 nt
Organism: Macrobrachium nipponense
Lineage: Eukaryota; Metazoa; Arthropoda; Malacostraca; Decapoda; Palaemonidae
Product: neurotrophin 1-like
Exons: 2
Coding region: 46-714 (222 amino acids)
Biological process (GO): innate immune response; central nervous system formation
Cellular component (GO): extracellular region
Molecular function (GO): Toll binding; growth factor activity
Source: RefSeq, a predicted model, not a curated record